AUGGAGCGGAGAGCAAACAUGCCUCCUGGUCUGCCCAGGGACCGUCCCACUCAAUCGUAUUGGCAAGAUCCUCCUUCAGACAUCGCAGACUGUUGCUCCACUCCCGACUUGCCCUCUCAUGCCGACGUGGUCGUCAUUGGAUCUGGAAUCAGCGGAGCCAGCAUAUCUUAUAACCUGUUGUCCUCAGACCCAAGUCUGAGUGUUGUUCUCAUUGAAGCUCGCCAAGCUGCCAGCGGUGCCAGUGGUCGGAACGGCGGUCACACCAAAACCGCCACUUAUCGGUCGUUCAGCGACAAUGUCAAGGCUGUCGGCCCCGAGGAUGCGAUGAAAAUCACCCGCUUGGAGUAUGAUACCAUGGUGGCCGUGCACGAGUUUGCCCGCCAGCAUGGGAUCGACUGCGAUGCAAAACGAUGUCAGACGGUGGAUGUCUUCUACGACGCCGCGAAGUGGCAAGCGGCCAAGGACUCUGUCACAUUGAUGGAAACCCUAAUGGGCUCGCACGCUCCAAAACACAUCUUCCACGACAGCCAAGUAACGGCCGACAAGUUUCUAGCUGAUGGGAGCAUUGGCGGUCUGGAGUAUGAAUCCGGCAGUCUCAGCGCCUACAAAUUCACGAUCGGAGUACUCAAACUUGCGCUGCAAAAAGGUUUGAAUUUGCAGUGCAACACUCCGGCACACCGCAUCACCAAGACCACCGCAAAUGGGCUCUGGUCCGUGGAGACGCCUCGAGGCAAUAUCAUGACGCAGAAACUCGUCCUCGCCACAAACGGCUAUGCCGCCCACCUCUACCCGCCGCUGCAGGGCGUGGUUGUCCCCUUGCGCGGCGUGGUCACCGCCCAGCGUCCAGGUCAGCAGAUGCCGCAGAAAGGCCUGGAGACGACCUAUUCAUUCGUGCAAGGGGAUGACUUUGAGUACAUGAUUUCCCGACCCGCGGGGACCAAAUUCGAAGGCGACAUCGUGAUAGGCGGUGGUACGCAUGUGGCCAAAGAUCAGGGCUUGGCCGAGUAUGGCAACACGGACGAUACGACCUACGACAAGGCCAGCGCCGCGUACCUGCUUGAUUGCACGAAACGCUCGUACUUCCGAAGCCAUUGGGGGCCCGACCACCCGGAAGGCCAGUGCCGUUACGUGUGGAGUGGCAUCAUGGGAAUCUCGAGUGACGGCUAUCCCUUUGUAGGGGGUGUUCCUGGUGAACAAGGGUUGUACCUCGACGUCUCGUUCCAGGGUCACGGCAUGGUCCUCUGUUUCUUGUGCGCCAAGGCUACGGCUAGUAUGGUGUUGGGCCGGGAGGCCGAGGACAACCUGGAUGCCUGGUUCCCGACGUGCUACCGCGUCUCGCGGGAGAGGUUGCACAAGAGAUUUGCCGGCAGCAAGCUGAACGUGUCGCGGGCGCCCGAGCUUCACUUGUAG
This is a messenger RNA of Capronia epimyces CBS 606.96, 1410 nucleotides long. RefSeq lists its product as uncharacterized. Gene Ontology annotation, molecular function: oxidoreductase activity. The coding region runs from base 1 to 1410 and encodes 469 amino acids. Gene Ontology annotation, cellular component: cytoplasm. NCBI's taxonomy places the organism in Eukaryota, Fungi, Ascomycota, Eurotiomycetes, Chaetothyriales, Herpotrichiellaceae. The transcript is spliced from 2 exons. The record is from RefSeq and is a predicted model, not a curated record.